Molecule: messenger RNA, 2777 nt
Organism: Manihot esculenta (cassava)
Lineage: Eukaryota; Viridiplantae; Streptophyta; Magnoliopsida; Malpighiales; Euphorbiaceae
Product: probable serine/threonine-protein kinase WNK5
Exons: 7
Coding region: 839-2641 (600 amino acids)
Biological process (GO): protein phosphorylation; intracellular signal transduction
Cellular component (GO): cytoplasm
Molecular function (GO): ATP binding; protein serine/threonine kinase activity
Source: RefSeq, a predicted model, not a curated record
AUGCAGAGGAGCAUUUCUCUGCUGUCACCUGGCGCUGGCGCCCACCACCUUCUAUAUCAUUCUUCUAUUGCUUCUCUUGUUUUGCUUAUCCAUCAAAAUUCAUAUUUCCAACUUCUCCACUCUCCUGGAUUUUUAAAGCCUUUUCUCUGCUACCCUUUUCAGAUUUCCCUUUUCGUGAGCUCUCACGUCCACAAAUGGUGCUAUCAAAACGUCGUGGCCAUAGGUUUUUCAAGUUUAGAAGCAGCCCACUUUAUAAUUCUUCUUCUUUUGGGUUAUUUCUUUACAAUUUUCUUUAUGUAUAAUCAUAAACAAUCCUCUCUACAAGCAUAUUCCGAUUACCCUUCUUAUGUCUCUCUCUCCCCCAUUUUCUCUAUUGGAUGCAAAGAAAGUAAAGUAUUCUCUUCUCUGCCACCUGCAUAUCAAGUACUGUUCUUGAAUAGGUUUCUCAGAUUCUCCCACUCCAAAAAUAUCUGCACAGCUUUUUUAAAUAUUAAUCUUUCCUGGGUUUAAUUCAGAGACAGAUGAUUGCCAAGGACUACGAGUUUGCACGUGGAGUACUUGUUGAAAUGGCUUGGAUUAUGCUGUGUGUCGAUUACUCGAGGCUCUUUUGGUUACUGUUUGGUGUUUUUUCCUACGAAAAUCACGAGGGAAAGCCUCGGAUCAUCUAGCCCAAGAAUCUCCAACUUCUUCAAUAUUUUUCAGUAGACAAUAGUGUUUGAAUUCAUAUAUUAGAUUUGGCUGAUCAUAUACGUAAUUGAGAGGGCUGCAACUGAGAAAUUCUCUGCUGGUGUGGGUUUUCAGAGAGAGUGUUUCUUGAUUAAUUGGUUCCUUAUUAGCCAUGUACAAGACUCGAUUAGGAGGUAGCGUUGGUGGAGCCAAGGAACAACUAGGAUAUGUUGAAACCGAUCCUUCUGGCCGCUAUGGACGAUUCAGAGAUGUUCUUGGCAAAGGAGCCAUGAAGACGGUGUACAAGGCUUUUGAUGAGGUUCUUGGAAUGGAGGUAGCGUGGAAUCAAGUGGCGCUUAAUGUUGUUGUACGUUCACCAGAGGAGUUGCAGCGGCUAUACUCUGAGGUUCACCUCCUUAAGAACCUCAAACACGACUGCAUCAUAAAAUUCUACACAUCUUGGAUUGACAUUGAUCGAAGAACCUUCAACUUCAUCACUGAAAUGUUUGCCUCAGGCACCCUAAGAGAGUACAGAAAGAAGUACCAGCGAGUGGAUAUUCGAGCAGUCAAGAAUUGGGCACGCCAAAUCCUCCAUGGACUUUCUUAUCUUCAUGGCCAUGAUCCUCCUGUGAUACAUAGAGAUCUCAAGUGCGACAACAUUUUUGUGAAUGGCCAUCUUGGGCAAGUCAAGAUUGGUGAUCUAGGCCUAGCAGCUAUUCUUCGUGGGUCACAACAUGCUCACAGUGUCAUAGGUACCCCUGAAUUUAUGGCUCCAGAACUGUAUGAAGAGGAAUAUAAUGAACUGGUAGACAUUUAUUCCUUUGGCAUGUGUGUGUUGGAGAUGCUCACUUCUGAGUACCCAUAUAGCGAGUGCUCCAAUCCUGCCCAAAUAUACAAGAAAGUGACUUCGGGAAAGUUGCCAGAAGCAUUCUACAGGAUUAAAGAUGUUGAAGCCCAGAAAUUUGUGGGGAAAUGUUUAGAGACUGCUUCAAAGAGGUUGCCUGCACGGGAGCUCUUGUUGGACCCAUUUCUGGCAUCUGAUGAAUCCAAAUUGCUGCCUGUCCCAAAAAUCCCAUUUCAAAUGUCUUCUCUUAAUGGAACAGAGGAGAUCAUUCCAUCUUUGUUGGCUGACCCUACCAAGGCCACGGAAAUGACUAUUACUGGAACCCUGAAUCUUGAAGAUGACACGAUUUUCCUAAAAGUACAAAUUUCUGAUAAGGAUGGUAGCACCAGGAAUGUAUACUUCCCCUUUGAUACCAUGAACGACACUGCAAUUGAUGUCGCCAUAGAGAUGGUGAAAGAAUUGGAGAUCAUUGACUGGGAACCAAUGGAGAUUGCUGAAAUGAUAGAGGAGCAGAUAACAUCCUUGAUUCCAGGCUGGAACUUGUCCCAAGUCUACCACCGGCAAAACAGCUUUAACUAUGAUGACGAAGAAGAGGACAGAAACCACCAUCCUUUCUACUCUAUCUCCUCCCGUUCUUCUUCCCAGGCUUCUCUUUUGGCUUUAAACUCUUCCUUUGGUAAGCAGCAGCAUCAGCUUGGAAGUAACCACGAGUGGCUUCAUGGAGAGAUGUUUAUGAAUGAUGAUACAAGUUCUCAAAGCUCGUUCGACUGCUCUAAUUUAAAUUACUGCUCAGGCAAUGAAGAUGACGGCGAGAUCAGUGGAGGAGAGCGCCUCUGCUUCACAAAGGCCCAUAAAUCUACAAGAUUCUGUCCUGCGGACAGCUUGAGUGCGAAACAAUCAAGACAAAGCAAUUGGCAGUUGGAUUCUUGGGAGGGCAGUAGCUCAAAACCCCAGCGAAAGCUAAGCAGGAUUAGAUCAUUUGUUGAUGUUCGGAGCCAGUUGUUGCACAGAUCACUGCUGGAGGAGAUACACAAGAGAAGAAUGUUCAACACUGUUGGAGCCGUUGAGAAUAUUGGAUUUCAAGAGCCUGGUUUUCCAGAUGAUGAUGACAAACAGAGAUUUAAAUGGUGAAAGAAAAUCCCAUUUAUUAGUUAAUUGUAUAGCUUUUGCACUGCCUUUAUGAACCCCUUAAAAAGCUUUUGGGUUUUGUUGAAUAAAAUAAACCACUGUCCUCAUCCUGGGCAGAGCAUCUCUGUUUUACAAUUAA